AUGACUGCAUUUUUGCUGCUCUACAAUCCAAAUUGGCAACAGCAUUUGAACCAAGUGGAGUCUACAACAACAGCAACAACACCAGCAGCUGCUUCAAUUGAUGAUCUGGAAAAGGAACUACCCGAAGUGGAUUUUAAUUACUGGUAUCACUAUGCCCAACCAGGCAGCUAUAGAUUGAACUCAACUUGUGCCCAGUAUCCCGACCCGUUGGAUCUGCAGCUGCACAAUUAUUAUUGGCAGACCUUUUUUAAUGCCAAUGUGACGUUUCGUCUUUAUGCCGCUUAUCUGGACAAACGCAGGGCGGUCAAUUCGUCGCGGGGUGUGGUGCGCAUUUUAGCCACGGCUAAUCAAAUUGGUAACGACUUUCCAUCGACAUACUGUCAGCUGUGGUUUGUGGGCCAUGAGCAGCCAAUUCUGACCCCAAUCAGUGAGUAUAUCAGUGUGUGGCCACUGAUUUGGGACCUUAAACCACUUUUCAGCUAUCCACAUCUUUUGAGCUGCCCAGUGCCAAAUACUUUACCCAGAAAUCUGCAAGGAUCUUAUCCCAGAACUGUCUCACUGACCACACACAUAUGUGAGCACGCCAGCAACUCACUUCGUGUCCACUACGAACUUCCUAACAAUAAUAGCAUUAGCAAGGGAAUCACCAGUUAUGCAACGGGCAGCAGCUCCUCCUCCUCCAAGAUAACACUCAAUUUUGGGAUAUGCCUGAAGGCAUUUGAUUUUGCCUUUGUGGACAUAUCGUCCCGUUUGAUCGAGUGGUUUGAACUGCAGCGUCUUCUGGGCGCCACUCGCAUCUAUGCCUAUGUAUAUAAUGUGCAUCCGGCGGUGCAACGGACUCUGGAUUAUUAUCAGAGCAGUGGAUUCCUAGAGUUGCGACCGCUUACAAUGGCCAAUGGGACUCCCCGAUUGCCACACUAUCUGCACUUGUUGAUCAAUAAUCGCUUGUUAAUGAAGCGACUCAACGAGCUGAUACCCUACAAUGACUGCUUCUAUCGGAAUAUGUACAGGCACGACUAUAUGGUCAAUGUGGAUAUCGAUGAGGUGAUAAUGCCAGCGGGAGGUCUACGUACUUGGCAUGAGUUAUUGGCUGCCGAUCAAGAAGCAACCAAAUUUUAUUGUCCCAAUGGCUUUGGUUCGCUCUGCUUAAUUCAAUCCAUAUACCCCAUCAAUCACAAGCAAUCAAAUUCAAAUUCAGAUGAGCUCUUUUUGUUGCAAAAUACAUUCCGUCGGAAUUACACACGGGAAAACGUAGCCACAAAGUGUUUCCACAUCACAAAAUACUCCUUGACUCUCCACAAUCACUACACGCUCCAGAUUCUGCGAGGUCCUUGUCAUCGUCGCUUUCUGGGAACACAUCUUGCCCAAAUGCAGCACUAUAAAGUCAGCAAAAAACGAUUGAUCCCUUCCUUGAUUGAGGAUCGCAGCACUUGGAAAUAUGCCAAGGAUUUGAGAGAGGCUGUUAAUUAUGUUUCAAAGCAUCUAAACAAUUGAUAGAGUUGUUUAAAUAUUAUUAAGAUUCUUUGUCCUGAUUGACUGACUGACUGAUCAUUGUGCAACUACAUAACUAGGUAAAAUUCAUGAAUUGCAUAAAUUAAAUCCGAUUUGGAAAAUAGAUAAAAAAAAACAAUGUUGGAAUGUCUUUCUUUCUUUAUAAUUAUUUACAAGGCGGACUCAACUGCACCUUAUAUAACGCAUUUGACAUUUACAUAGUUGUAUAAUGCAUAAAUUUAAAAUAUAAUU
Molecule: messenger RNA, 1743 nt
Organism: Drosophila innubila
Lineage: Eukaryota; Metazoa; Arthropoda; Insecta; Diptera; Drosophilidae
Source: RefSeq, a predicted model, not a curated record